UAGAUAUCUCCCUUCAUAAAAACGUAUUUUGAAUCUACUCGUUUCUGUGAUAGACUGUUUCAGUGAAUUUUCCAUACAGUAUAUAAAAUAUCGAACCUGACAUAUUUUACUUAGCGAAAAAUUACUAUGACGGAAUUGGACGUGCAACAUUUAUCCGAAAAAUGAAAUUUACGAAGCCUUUAUUCUCAACUUUUUUGCUUAACUUAUUGUAGGCAUCAGUUCAGCGACGUUGUCUGUUUUGAAAAGACAAGCAGCUAACAAAUCUUUCCUUAGAUUGUAAAUGCUUAUCAGUUGUUCACUUCAUUUGUCCGGCAGUGCGUGUCUUGCCCAAUUAAUAAUAUCUGUCGACAAUUAGUAGCUUUAUCAAACAGAUAUUCAUCACUGAAAUAUCUAUUAUAUGCGAACGCUGAAACAGUGAUUCAUAAUCGUAAUUGUUGUUCAUGCCUUCCUAGAAUGAAGAGUAUUUUGAGAAUUUUAACAGGGUUUUGUGCCUUCUACGUCACUUUUGCAAUACAAUGUAAAGAUGAAAGUGAUAAACCAGUGGAUUGGUUUUACGUAUACAAACUGCCAACAAUAAGACACCAGAGUGGUAACAAAUUGUUGAAGGACGGUGUGGCAUAUACCUUUAUGACCUCUGAAGAUUAUAGUGACUGGAAAUUUUCAAAUGUUUCAAUUAACAGUACCGAUUCUAUCAUUGGACAUACACUCAAAGACCUAUACAAAAGACAAAAUGAAUUACUCCACGUUUUAUACAACGAUCAACCGCCGCAACAUAAAUCAAAUGAAGAAAAGGGGCACAAUAAGGGUGUCAUUUUGGCAGAAAGUCAAGGUGGUUUUUGGCUGGUACAUUCUGUACCUCAUUUUCCCGACAUAGGAGAUAAAACCUACAACUUUCCAAGAACUGGAGCAGUUUAUGGUCAAAGUUUCCUAUGUAUUUCGACAGAUUUGAGAAAUCUUGACACUGUAGGUCUUCAACUUCAGUACAACAAGCCAUAUGUAUACAGCACGAACAUCCUUGCUACUUUAAAAUCUUCACUGCCCAAUUUAGUAGGAGCUGCAUUAAACAAAACUGUAACCAGUCCACCAUGGUUCCAUUUGGCAAAUAUCACUUCUAAUAGAGGAGUUUCGUUCUUGUCAUUCGCAAAAUCUAAGGAGUUCGCUAAGGAUCUGUAUGCAGAUUUAGUCGCACCAUCUUUGCAAUCGAAUCUGAAUGUAGAAACAUGGCCAAACGGUGUUGGGAGACUCAGAUCUGACUGUUCGAAACGAUUCAAGGUAUACAAUGUUAAAUCAUUAGAGCUAAAUGUAACUGAUGUUCUUUUUACUACAACUGAAGAUCAUUCUAAGUGGGCUGUAUCUUCAGACAACAGAAAUUGGAUAUGUGUAGGUGACAUAAACCGAGCUGAAUCUCAAAAAAGCAGGGGUGGUGGAACUGUCUGCAUGAACAACAAGGGACUUGCAGUGAAUUAUCAAAAAUCGAUACAGACCAUAGAACAAUGUGAAAACCAUUAAUCUACAAUUUUAUUGUUAAAUAAAUAUGCUAUUUACAUUCACACUAUGCUUUUAGAUAU
Molecule: messenger RNA, 1568 nt
Organism: Acanthoscelides obtectus
Lineage: Eukaryota; Metazoa; Arthropoda; Insecta; Coleoptera; Chrysomelidae
Source: the annotation of a GenBank genome assembly